AUGACACUAACACAAACCCUCCUCCACCUCACCAACUUCCGCUCUCCCUUCCUGCGCACGCUGGUCCCCGCCGUCGGCGCAGCCUAUCUCCUGCAAGCCGCCGUCGCAAUCCCGAGUAUCGCGGCCCAGUCCGAACGCUUCUAUGAUUUGAGUGGCAGUUUGACGUAUUUGAGUGUGACGGCCUUGUCGCUUUAUUUGCCGACGGUGAGGGCGAGGGCGGCGGCGGGGGUGCUGGGGAAGGGAAAGGGGAGUGUGGAGUGGCCUAAACUCCUCGAAGCAUUUACCGGAACUGGAGGUGCCAAUGCGUUGAAUUGGAGACAGGUAGUUUUGAGUGCGGCGGUGGGGAUUUGGGCUACGAGACUUGGUAGUUAUCUCUUCAAGAGAAUAAUGGAGGAUGGACAUGAUUCUCGAUUCGACGAAAUCAAAAAAUCCCCCACUAAAUUCUUUGGCGCCUUCUUCGCCCAAGCAACUUGGGUAUCCCUUUGCUGUCUCCCCGUCCUCGCCCUCAACUCUCUCCCACACCCUCUUCUCUCCACCCUCCCCACUCUCAUGCUAACCGAUAUCAUCGGACUUCUCCUCUUCGCCGGCGGUCUCUCCUUUGAAAUCGUCGCCGAUCGCCAAAAAUCCGCCUGGGUCGCUGCGAAGAAGAGAAAAGAGCACGAUGAGGAUUUCCUCACCAGUGGUCUGUGGAGUAAAAGCAGACAUCCAAAUUAUUUCGGAGAAGCGACGUUGUGGACUGGAAUUGCGGUUUUGAGUGCGGGGGUGCUUACCGGGAGAGUAGGUCAGUUGGGGAUGGGCACGAGUGGGGUUUGGGGGAAGGCGUUGGGGGUGGGUAUUGCGGGAUAUGAUAAGAAAUACGGACAUCGAAAGGAUUAUCAGCAGUGGAAGGAGAAUACUCCGAUGUUCAUUCCGAAGUUUUAG
Botrytis fragariae is the source of this 921-nucleotide messenger RNA. Its product is annotated as putative 3-oxo-5-alpha-steroid 4-dehydrogenase protein. The transcript has 5 exons. The coding region runs from base 1 to 921 and encodes 306 amino acids. The record is from RefSeq and is a predicted model, not a curated record. NCBI's taxonomy places the organism in Eukaryota, Fungi, Ascomycota, Leotiomycetes, Helotiales, Sclerotiniaceae. Gene Ontology annotation, cellular component: membrane. Gene Ontology annotation, biological process: lipid metabolic process. Gene Ontology annotation, molecular function: oxidoreductase activity, acting on the CH-CH group of donors.